AUGCGCACCUUCUUUUACUUCUCCGUAUUUUUCUGCGCCAUGUUCGUGUCCAUGCUCGCCAAACGCGCAGCUCCGCCGGCGUUCGCUCGCUCCGCACGGCCUUCUUUUGCCCGCACGUUUUUUUCCCGCGCCAAUUCGGCCAAAGACCACUCCAGCAGCGGCCAAAACGGCCAAUUUCCCGCCGAUUCGGCGGCAGGCCCAGCAGCGCCGCCGCUGGCCGCCUACAACUACGACAAGGCGUCGUUCGACCGCCUAGUGACUUGCGAAGUCGCUGUGGCCUUUGCCGCCAAGGCACGUGGCGACUCCAAUGUUUUCCGCCGUUCCAAGAAGCCGGCGCAACUUCUGCCUUCCGGAGAAGAUAACCUUUUCGUCACGGGCGACAGAAACGGGCACGUGGCAUUUGGCGUUGCCGACGGCGUGGGCGGCUGGGCCGAGGCCGGCUACGACUCGUCUGCCAUCUCGCGCGAGUUGUGCCGCGAGCUCCGGCGCCUGUUUGAAGCAACGGUCGAAAAGACACCCAGCACACCGAAACAGAUGCUCACCGAGGCGUUUGCCCACGUGCUUUCGCUGCCGCAAGUGGAGAUUGGCGGCACCACUGCAUGCGUAGGCGUAUUGACCCCAGAACGGAAACUUCAGGUGGCCAACUUGGGCGACUCGUGGUGCGGGGUGUUCCGAGAAGGCACUCUUGUCAAGGAGACACAAUUCCAGACACACAACUUCAAUACGCCCUUCCAGUUGGCCAAAGUGCCGGCGCAAAUUUUACGCCAGGCCGAGCUUCAGGGGAAAAAGUAUAUCAUGGACACGCCGGAAAUGUGCGACGAGUACGUGUGGCAGCUCCAGAAGGACGACGUGGUCGUUUUUGCCACUGACGGCGUCACAGACAACGUGGUGCCCCAGGACAUGGAGCUUUUCUUGAAGGAUAGAAUGGACGGGAAAUCUUUGGCCGACGUGGCCACGGAAUUGGUUCAUGAGGUGGUGAAGGUGUCGAAGGACCCAAACUUUCCGUCGGCAUUUGCACAGGAGCUUCUGCGCCUCACGGGUCAGCGGUACUUGGGUGGCAAGGAAGACGACGUGACUGUGGUGAUGGUGAAGGUACUCUAA
Clavispora lusitaniae ATCC 42720 is the source of this 1101-nucleotide messenger RNA. It is a transcript of the gene PTC7, whose product is annotated as type 2C protein phosphatase. NCBI's taxonomy places the organism in Eukaryota, Fungi, Ascomycota, Pichiomycetes, Serinales, Metschnikowiaceae. The record is from RefSeq and is a predicted model, not a curated record. Gene Ontology annotation, biological process: protein dephosphorylation. Gene Ontology annotation, molecular function: protein serine/threonine phosphatase activity.